Molecule: messenger RNA, 1815 nt
Organism: Heterobilharzia americana
Lineage: Eukaryota; Metazoa; Platyhelminthes; Trematoda; Strigeidida; Schistosomatidae
Source: the annotation of a GenBank genome assembly
AUGACUCGUCAAGAAUCAAGAAAUUCUACACUUAUCAUUGAUUCAGAUAAUGAUUCUGAUAGUGUUACAAGAACAAGUGAAACUCAAAAACCUUGGUGGUAUAUGUUUUAUAAAGAUCAAUAUGAUUGGCAAAUUGAUGUAGGCGCUAAAAUGGAUGUUCUAUUCAAUAUACUUAAACGUUGCUCAGAUAUCGGUGAUAAAGUGAUUAUGUUCUCUCAUAGUUUAAUAUCAUUAGAUUUAGUUGAAAAGUUCUUAGCAGAAAUUAAUCGUCAAUGGUCAGUUUUUCAGAAUCAAACAUCAGGUAAUACAACAAUUAAAAAUUUAGAAAAUCCAGAAAUACUAAAUCGUCCAGAUUUAUCAUCAUAUUUUUCUGAUAUUGGACAUAAUACAUGGAUUCGAGGCUUAGAUUAUGAACGUAUGGAUGGUAGUAUGAAUGUAAAUAUACGUAAAGAUUUACAGGCACGUUUCAAUUCUAUAAGUAAUACACGUUUACGAUUAUUUAUUAUAUCAACUAAAGCUGGUGGAUUGGGAAUCAAUUUAAUUGCUGCCAAUCGUCUUAUCCUUCUUGAUGCAUCAUGGAAUCCAAGUCAUGAUAUUCAAUCGAUAUUUAGAAGUUAUCGUUUUGGUCAAUGUAAACCAGUUUAUAUUUAUCGACUUAUUGCAAAAGGAACAAUUGAAGAGAAAAUUUAUGAUAGACAAGUAACUAAACAGUCUUUAUCACUUCGAGUGAUUGAUGAACUACAAAUUGGUCGACAUUUUUCAGAUGCUGAUCUACAAGAAUUAUUUACUUUUGAACCAGAUGUAUGGAGUCCUGAUGGGCAAGAUAAACGUCCAACCCCACUACUACCUAAAGAUCGUUUACUAGCUGAUAUGCUUACAGAAUAUCCACAUUUAAUUGUCACCUAUCAUAACCAUGAUUCAUUGUUAGAGCAUAGAGAAGAUGAAGGGUUAACAGAAUCAGAACGUCAAGAGGCAUGGAGAGAAUUUGAAGAAGAAAAACAAUUUGGUAUGACACUUGCUCAACAUCAACGUAUGCUGUUACAACAAGAAUGGUUAGCUCAACAUCAACAGCAACAACAACAACAACAGCAACUUCAGCUACAAUAUCUCCAACAUCAGCAACAACAAUUCCAGUUGCAACGACAUCUAUUACCGAAUUUUAUGAAUACAAAUUUACGCUUUCCAAUAGUAUCAUCACCAAAUACUGGACAGACGAUUGUUAUUAGUGAUGAUAACAGUGAUCUAUCAUCACCACCCCAUAUCAACUCCAGUCAUGAUAACAAUAAUAAUACUGAUAGUAAUCUUAUUUCAGGUGGGAUUCAUAUGUUGUCACCAUCUAUGUUUACUGCUAACUCUACAAUGAAUAUUUCAAAUGUUGGUGUAGAUAGUGUUAAUAACAUCGGUUCUCCUAUAGUCAAUUUAGCCACCACAGGUUCUAUGAACUCCACUGGAAGUGCUACACUUAACAGUAGUGAUAUUCAUGGUCCAAUUGGUAUGAAUCGAUCUGGCUUACCACAUGUAACCAACGUCAGUAGCAGUAGUAGUAGUCAUUCAUUGGCAACUUCUACCCAACCAUCUCGAGGUCAACAAGCACGUUAUGUCACACCACCUGUUACAAAUUUACCAAGUAAUGCUUAUGGUGAAAUGUAUGCACAAGUUCGUCAACGUGUUAUGCUUAAAGAUCCUAGUUUAGCUUCAAAUCCUGAAAAACUUGAUAAAUUAACAAUGAAUCGAUUAUUGAGUGCAUUAACCACUCCAGUGUUAAUUAACUCUGAUGAUAUACGUAAUCAAAAGUAUAUUUUCAAUAAGAAAUAA